Molecule: messenger RNA, 1006 nt
Organism: Culex pipiens pallens (northern house mosquito)
Lineage: Eukaryota; Metazoa; Arthropoda; Insecta; Diptera; Culicidae
Exons: 5
Coding region: 218-832 (204 amino acids)
Biological process (GO): response to oxidative stress
Molecular function (GO): glutathione peroxidase activity
Source: RefSeq, a predicted model, not a curated record
CUUAGCUAGAGCAGUCAGAUUGUUGGUGUUUGCGUUGGUGGAAGGUUCUUGUUUUGCUCAAGUGUUCUACAGUUCUCUGGAGUCGUUAUCAAUCAGUGGGAACGUUCGAGUUUAAGUAGAUAAGAAAGCACUCGUUGAGUGAAAGCAAGACCUGUGGAGUUAUAUCGACAGUUAAAUCUAAGAAAGUUCAACGCUCGGUCCCCACGUUCAAGGCAAGAUGUUCCUGACCCGACUGGUUACCCGGACCACCGGAGCCCGGUUCCGGGCAGCCGCCCUCGGACUUUUCGGCACCGCCGUGGUCGCCAUGAAUCUCCUCUCGACGUCCAGCGUCCUGGCCUCCUCCGCCACUCCCAAGACCGUGUACGACUUUAGCGCCGUGGACAUCGACGGCAACAAGGUCUCGCUGGACCGUUACCGGGGCCACGUGUUGAUUAUCGUGAACGUGGCCUCCAAGUGCGGCUACACCGACGGCCACUACUCGGAGCUGAACCAGCUGUACGAGGAGUACGGCGAAUCGAAGGGUCUCCGCAUUCUGGCGUUCCCAUCGAAUCAGUUCGCGAACCAGGAGCCGCAGACCAAUGAGCAGAUUAAAAAGUUUGCCCAGGAGAAGAAGGGCGCCAAGUUUGAUCUGUUCUCCAAGAUUUACGUCAACGGGGACGAAACGCACCCGCUGUGGCAGUUCCUGAAGGAGAAGCAGGGCGGCACCCUGUUCGAUGCCAUCAAGUGGAACUUUACCAAGUUUAUCGUGGACAAGAACGGCAACCCGGUGGAGCGCCACGGGCCGCAAACGAGCCCGCUCGAGCUGAAGAAGAACCUGGAGAAAUACUUUUGAGCAUUUAUGGGGAAAAGCAAUUUACUCGAAUGAAAGGUAGGAACGGUUUAGUGGAACUGACUUUGAAUUCUCUGUUGUUUGAAAUAGCUUAAACGCAAUGAACCAAUCGUAAAUAUUGUCACAUUUAUUGACAAAUAGUUAUCGCUUCAGCAAAUAAAAAACUUAGCAUCAAAA